This is a messenger RNA of Populus euphratica (Euphrates poplar), 2423 nucleotides long. Its product is annotated as GATA transcription factor 26-like. The transcript has 8 exons. NCBI's taxonomy places the organism in Eukaryota, Viridiplantae, Streptophyta, Magnoliopsida, Malpighiales, Salicaceae. Bases 533 to 2170 code for a protein of 545 amino acids. Gene Ontology annotation, molecular function: sequence-specific DNA binding; zinc ion binding. Gene Ontology annotation, biological process: regulation of DNA-templated transcription. The record is from RefSeq and is a predicted model, not a curated record.
CAAUAACAACAACACAGAGGUCAUAUACAUAGACAAAAAACACACGCACCUCUUCUCUCCUUCUCUCUCAUUUUUCACCUUCCUCUUUUUAUUAGAUUCCUCUCAAUGGUCUUUUCUCUUCUUCAUUGGAUUGUACAGAUUCCCAGCUGAAAAUACUCUUCCAUGUUCUGCUAGAUUUUUUUUUUCUUUUCUUUGCUGUGCUUGUUUCAUUUUUUUUUCCUCCUUCAACUGCAAGACAUGGUGUUGUGUAUAUUAUAGAACUCUUUCUGGGUUUCUUGGCUUUUACUUUCUUUUGCAAAACACUGUUUUCUGGGUUUGCUGCAAAAUAGCCUUAUAUACCCAAGAAGCACUCAUGUAUGCCUCAUAAGGCUUGAAUAUAAAGAACAAAUUUAUACAAAGUUUUGAUCUUUUCUACAACUGUUUUUUUUUUUUUAAAAAAAUUGAGUUUUAAUACUCUCUCUCUCUCUCUCUCUCUUGUAAAUUAUUUUCUUUGAAUUUUAAUUUUCUUGACUCAAGGAAAAAAGAGAGAGAUAUGGGCAAGCAAGGACCUUGCUGUCACUGCGGAGUUACAAGCACACCUCUUUGGCGCAAUGGGCCUCCUGAGAAGCCAGUUCUGUGCAAUGCAUGUGGAUCACGAUGGAGGACAAAGGGAACACUAGCAAACUACACCCCUCUCCAUGCCCGGGCUGGCCCUGAUGAUUAUGAUGAUCACAGGGUCUCUAGGUUGAAGAUUAUAUCUAUGAACAAGAACAGAGAAGUGAAACUGCUCAAAAGAAAGCCAAAUUAUGAUCAUAGGGUUACUGAAGGUGUUGCUCUGGAUUACAACGAAGGUUAUAGAAAGGUUGUAGAUGAAGACACUAGUAACAGGUCAAGUUCUGGGUCAGCCAUAUCCAACUCGGAGAGUUGUGCGCAAUAUGGUAGUGCAGAUGCAAGUGAUUUGACAGGUCCAGCCCAAUCGGUUGUGUGGGACUCCUUGGUACCUUCUAGGAAGAGGACCUGUGUCAAUCGGCCAAAGCCAUCUCCAGUUGAGAAGCUUACAAAAGAUUUAUAUACUAUUUUGCAUGAGCAGCAGUCGUCAUGCUUCUCUGGCUCUUCAGAAGAGGAUUUGCUUUUUGACAAUGAAACUCCAAUGGUUUCUGUUGAGAUAGGUCAUGGAAGUGUUCUCAUUAGACAUCCAAGCUCAAUAGCUCGAGAUGAGGAAUCCGAAGCUAGCUCCCUUUCUGUCGAGAACAAGCAAUACCCGACAAAUGAGGCCUAUUCCCAUCCUGUGAUCCUUCCUGUACAUAAUGAAAACCAGAGUGUCAAUAUGACAUAUCCUAUUACUGUAAAAACUAAGAACCUCAGCGGACAAGGGAUGCAGCAAGAGCAACUUAAUAGGGACAAGUCUCCACAUGAAAAAGUACACAUCCUGGGAAGUCAUAAUUCACCACUUUGCAGUGUUGAUUUGAAUGAUUUUCUUAACUUUGAGGAGUUUGCAAGACACUUGACAAAUGAAGAGCAGCAGCAAUUACUAAAAUAUCUACCUCCACUUGAUACCGCCAAACUUCCAAACAGCAUCAAAAGCAUGUUUGAUAGCCCACAAUUCAAGGAAAACAUAAAUUGCUAUCAGCAACUGCUUUCAGAAGGAGUCUUUGAUCUCUCCUUCUUAGAAGCAAAAACUGAGGACUGUAAGACUUUGAAAAGGCUUACACUGUCCAAUUUGUCGAAGUCCAAAUGGGUGGAGCAUUAUCAUCUACUCAAGAAGUGUAAAAAUAGCACUGGGAAGUCUCUUGUUGGAAAGGGACCAAAUCCAAAUGUUGUUGCAUCGAGUAAUUUAAUUGGUGCCAAAAGAUCACGUGAUAACCUAAGUCAGAAGUUUUCAGAAGCAAAGUCAAUGAAGAGCCCCAAGAGGAUUGUCAUGAAGGCUACCUAUGAGAUCAAAGAACUCAUAGACAAUGAUGGUUCUUGCUUUAGUCCAAGAAGCCUAUUUGCCCUGCCUCCUGAUGGUAGCUCCCUCAUGCUGGAUUCUCUCCAUUUUGUGGAUGAAAGUUCUGAUCAGGACCUGCUGCUGGACAUCCCAUCCAAUGGUUCAUUUGCACAGGCAGAGCUCCUUUACCCAACUAAUAAUAGUUUCGGCCAACAGGCUAGCACUAGUAGUAGCUCGAUAUAUCCGCACCUAGGCUGCCCCUAACAAUGUUAUAUUGAUACUUUUAAUCACUAGGGCCAGAUAGAUGCACCUUCUGCUGAAUCAGGUGACUAGGUUAAACAUGUUUUGCAUGCCAAAAUCAGCAAGUCUGUGAAUGAGGUUUGAUGGUUGCUGUUUUUUCCCUUGAUUAUUUUGAACUUGGUAUGCUAAGAGAUCGACUCCUGGUGGGUUUUUGUAUAGGUUGACAACAGAUUGUAAUAUAUGGCUAAAAAAUGCAUAGCAGCUGGUGAUUUCAAGA